Epinephelus lanceolatus (giant grouper) is the source of this 3365-nucleotide messenger RNA. RefSeq names its product leucine-rich repeat LGI family, member 2a (gene lgi2a). Gene Ontology annotation, molecular function: protein binding. The record is from RefSeq and is a predicted model, not a curated record. Gene Ontology annotation, biological process: inhibitory synapse assembly. NCBI's taxonomy places the organism in Eukaryota, Metazoa, Chordata, Actinopteri, Perciformes, Serranidae.
AAUAAAUAAUGAAAGUGGACGGAGGGGAGCUGCAGCUGAUUUGCUGAUGUCAGGGAGCCAGUGCAGCAUUUCAUGGUGCAGGGUGUAAACGCGCGGUGCCAUCUGCCUCGAUCGGUGCUCUCAGAAAAAGCUCACACAUGCACGCCCGGCAAGAAAGAUGCUGCCAACUCUCAAGAUUUGGGCAUUGUUUUCCGUGUCGCUUUGUUUCCUGUCUCAACCGGGUCAUUUAAAGAAGGUUUUCCGAUGUCCUUCAACAUGCAGCUGCUCCAGGGAGUCCAUCAUUUGCGUCGGGUCCUCCUAUGUCCCAAGGAUUAGCCUCAACGACAUCAGCUCUCUGAGUAUUGUCAAUGGGACUUUCUCCGAGGUCAAAGAGGCAAUGUUUGCCCACAUGCCAUCCCUCCAGCUACUGCUUUUGAAUUCCAAUUCUCUAACAACUGUAAGGGAUGAUGCAUUCUCAGGCCUUCCACAUCUGGAGUAUCUGUUCAUUGAGAGUAAUAAGAUUGAGACUGCAGCCAAAUAUGCCUUCAGAGGACUCAGGGACUUGACACACUUGUCUUUGGCAAACAACAACAUUAAAGCAUUGCCCAGGGAUCUCUUCAUCGACUUGGACUCACUGAUAGAGCUGGACCUGCGAGGCAAUGCCUUUGAGUGUGACUGCCGUGCCAAGUGGCUGAUGACGUGGCUGAAGAACACCAAUGCCACAGUGUCAGAUGUCGUGUGUGCUGGACCGGAGGACAUGAAGGACAAGCGGCUCAAUGAUAUGACCAGUCUGCACAAAGAAUGCAUCUCAACGGAUUUUGUCCUCCAUCAGUCCGUGGCAUCUGAGUCUCUGUCUGUUGACACAUUCAGCUAUAAGAAUGAUGUCUAUGUGACCAUUGCUGCCCCCAGUGCAGAGAGUUGUAUGGUUUUCCAAUGGGACCACAUAGAAAUGAACUUCAGGACUUAUGAUAACAUCACAGGUCAAUCUAUUGUGGGGUGCAAGUCAGUUGUCAUCCAGGACCAAGUCUUUGUCAUCGUGGCUCAGCUCUUUGGUGGUUCCCACAUCUACAAGUUUGAUGAAGACCAAAGCAGGUUCAGCAAGUUCCAGGACAUUGAGGUGUCCAAGAUCUCCAAGCCCAAUGACAUUGAGGCAUUCCAGAUUGGCUCGGACUGGUUCUUUGUGAUUGCUGACAGCUCCAAAGCGGGCCUGUCCACCCUCUACAAGUGGAACGAUAAGGGCUUUUAUUCAUACCAGUCGCUACAUGAGUGGUACCGCGACACAGAUGCAGAGUUCUUGGACUUAGAUGGGAAGGCCCACCUUAUCCUGGCAAGCCGCUCACAGGUGCCUGUGAUCUACCAGUGGAGCCGCAGCAACCAGAAGUUUGUCCUGCAGGGUGAGAUCCCCAACAUGGAGGAUGUUGUAGCUGUAAAGCACUUCCGGAUCAAGGAAGAACUCUACCUGGCUAUGACACGCUAUAUUGGUGACUCUAAAAUACUACGUUGGGGUGCCAAACAGUUUGCGGAGAUCCAGGCCUUACCCUCACGAGGCUCCAUGAUUCUUCAGCCGUUCUCUUUCAAAGAGCGUUACUACCUGGCCCUCGGGAGUGAUUACACCUUUUCACAGAUCUACCUGUGGGAUGAUGAGAACAAACUCUUUGACCGCUUCAAGGAGGUGUAUAUCCAGGCACCACGCUCCUUCACUGUGGUUUCCACUGACCGCAGGGACUUCAUCUUCACCUCUAGCUUCAAGGGAAACACACAGAUCUUUGAGCACAUCAUCAUUGACUUGAGCUUGUGAGGGGCUGUGCUUUGUUGCCCUUCCUGCAAUCGAACGUCUUCCACUAAAAAGAUCCAUUUGUGAAGGGAAAAAAAAGGACCAGAACAGACUUAACAAACUGUUAAAUAUCAAUUCCUCCAUAUCUAUCUGUCAAAAGUAAGAGCUGGGUCAAGUGGCAUUUGGGAUCCUUUUAGUUUUUAGGGUUUCUUGACUAUUUUUCAAUGGCCUUGUCCUAUCAUCUGUUCACAUGGUCUCAGACUUUCAGAGACCCUACUAUUUCGCGUAGACUGAGAGGGGGAGUCAAGAGGGUGCGCAGUUGUACGAGGAGGCUGGUAUUCUUCUAGAAAUCCCGCUGACAUUCCUGAGGGCAUAAAUAUGAAAUAUAAUUUUAUCUAUUUGGACGAAUACACUUCAGUUUAAUCUCCUGUGCUCGUGGUUUUAUGCCCAAAAAAUAUACAACAGGACCUGAGUGAAAAAUCAUAUUACUAAUAUUGUUUUGUUCUCAUUUAGGGCAUGUAACAGGUGUGGUCGCUCAUCUAUGUGCCACUUACCCCAUGUCUCCAUACCGUGUGGUAAUGUACAGUUUGUUGCCUUAUCUGCACUGGGGUUCUGUGUUCUGAUGGGCCCACAGUGCCUCCCUCUGGCCGUGAUAAAGUAUCACACCCCUUUGCUUUUUCCAUACAGGGAAUGUCUUGAAAGCACAAACCUUUAAUUAUCGUAGCUGAGACCCCAGCCCUUAGAGUGUAGUUGUUACGUGGAAAAUGUUACUGUAGGUGCUAUAGAUUAUACUGCGUACAGUAAAAAAUGAAGAUGUGGUUUGUUGUUUUAGAAGGUGAAAUAUUCAGGACCGGAUAUAGCUAAUGCCUUUUUAGACUAAUAAAUGUGAAUGGAGGAACCUUUUAGUCCAGAGGAACUAUAGGUGGCAGAUAGGAGCUCUUUUUAUCCAUUUAAUGUUUAGGUGAUGUCAGGGAAAUUAAACCUACUUACAAGUUUGAAAAAAUAACCACAGUUGUUUGACUGACAUAAUUAACUUUUCUUUUUAGACUAUGAUGAACAAAAAGUCUCUUCACCGCAGAAGUCAGUGGACUCAAAUAUCCAAAUCUGAUAAAAGGACAUAUUUGCUUUUGUCAAAAAAAUGAUGAUGAUGUAAAUAUAUUCACCCAAGUUGAGAGGCUUUUUCCGUCUGUCAUUCUGUUCUUACAAAUGCUGAAUGUUGACUUACAAGCGACAAAAUGUACAUUAAAAAAAAGAUGGACUGCAAUGCCACUACCUGUUUGUCACACGGAAACCUAAACAGAUCUUUGCACUUACUUAAAAAGAAAUAAAUCGUUAUUGCAGCUUGCAAGAGCAUGACAUUCAAAAAAGGGUGUUUGCCAAAUUCUUUUUAGAUGAACCUAACAAACUGAGAAGUCUUAAAGUGCUUCUACUUAUUACGUGAAUGGUAUUGUAAUUUAAAAAAAAAACAAAACAAAAAAAAACAUAAUGGAAUAUGCAAGCUUGACAAAAUGCAGAUUCUUUUAUAUGAUUUUGUUUUGAGCAUAUUGAAUGUUACUCUCAAAAUAUACUGUAAAUCUAAUCAUUUGAGUAUCAAAAUAAAUGUGUAAAAGUA